GCGAUGACGCAGAGGCACGUGCGGGGCCGGGCCAGGGGGUGGCGCGCGCCCUUAAGGUCUCGCGGCUGUGGGAGGCGGUGCCUCCUCAGUCGGGUUGUCAACCGGCUUGUGUGGUGGCGAGGGGCCUCGGGCGAGACUGGGUCAUUUCUUCGGGGUCGCCCGGAGCCCGAGUCGGGCUGGGGCGAGCAAGGAGAAAGCGGACAUGGCGGAGGAGGAGGUCCCCGAAAGGUCAGGAUGGCUGACAGGAUGGCUUCCCACUUGGUGUCCAACAUCUUUGUCCCUGCUAAAAGAAGCUGAGGAAAAGAUCUUAAAGUGUGUGCCCUGUUCAUACAAAAAAGAACCUGUUUGUAUAUCUAAUGGAAAUAAAAUAUGGACACUAAAAUUCUCUCAGGAUAUUGUACAUAAGACUCCGCUUGUCCUCCUCCAUGGCUUUGGAGGUGGUGUCGGACUCUGGGCACUCAACUUUGGAGAUCUUUGUGAAAACAGACCCGUCUAUGCUUUGGACCUGCUGGGAUUUGGGCGGAGUAGUAGACCCCAGUUUGGUAGUGAUGCCACAGAAGCCGAGGACCAGUUUGUGGAAACAAUUGAAGAAUGGAGGUGUGCCCUGGGUUUGGAUGCAGUGAUCAUGCUGGGACACAAUCUGGGUGGAUUCUUGGCUGCUGCGUAUUCACUGAAGUAUCCAUCAAGGGUGAAGCACCUUAUCUUAGUGGAGCCUUGGGGUUUUCCAGAGAGACCUGAUAGUGCUGAUCAAGACAGGCCAAUUCCAGUGUGGAUCAAAGCCUUGGGAGCUGUACUGACCCCUUUUAAUCCCUUAGCUGGCCUCAGAAUUGCAGGACCCUUUGGCUUAAGCCUUGUGCAACGUUUAAGACCUGAUUUUAAGAGAAAGUAUGCCUCAAUGUUUGAAGAUGAUACCGUGACAGAAUAUAUCUACCACUGUAAUGUACAGACACCCAGUGGUGAAACUGCCUUUAGAAAUAUGACUAUUCCUUAUGGAUGGGCGAAAAGACCAAUGAUCAUGCGGAUUGGGAAGAUGGAUCCAGACAUUCCUAUUUCCGUCAUCUAUGGAGCCCGAUCUUGCAUAGACGGCAAUUCUGGCCACACCAUCCAGUCCCUAAGGCCACAUUCAUAUGUGAAGACUAUAGCUAUCCUUGGUGCUGGACAUUAUGUCUACGCUGACCAACCAGAAGAAUUCAACCAAAAAGUAAAGGAGAUUUGUGAUUCUGUGGACUGACCCCAGUCAGAUCUCAAUGGACAAGCCUGGUGAUGGAUGCAGUUCCUCAGCUAUUACUUAGAAAAUGUGAUGAAGAAUAAGGAAACCAACACAAAGAAACCGAGCAAUCCUCUUGAUUCCUAUUUUGCACAUUUGGCAUUUCUUCCAUGAAGUCACUUGCACAUUUAUAUCAGAUAGUGCCUUUUUGGAUGGGAACCCCUUUUUAAAUAGAAAUUUCUUUUGAAAUAUCUACAGAAAGCUCAGAAACGAAUAGAUUUAAAUAAAGGGUUUCUUGCCUCCCUGA
This is a messenger RNA of Monodelphis domestica (gray short-tailed opossum), 1514 nucleotides long. RefSeq names its product abhydrolase domain containing 5, lysophosphatidic acid acyltransferase (gene ABHD5). Gene Ontology annotation, cellular component: mitochondrion; lipid droplet. The record is from RefSeq and is a predicted model, not a curated record. Gene Ontology annotation, biological process: phosphatidic acid biosynthetic process; negative regulation of triglyceride storage; positive regulation of triglyceride catabolic process. NCBI's taxonomy places the organism in Eukaryota, Metazoa, Chordata, Mammalia, Didelphimorphia, Didelphidae. Gene Ontology annotation, molecular function: lysophosphatidic acid acyltransferase activity; carboxylic ester hydrolase activity.